Messenger RNA from Thunnus maccoyii (southern bluefin tuna), 1184 nucleotides. Its product is annotated as glutamate dehydrogenase 1, mitochondrial. Gene Ontology annotation, molecular function: L-glutamate dehydrogenase (NAD+) activity. The coding region runs from base 94 to 1095 and encodes 333 amino acids. Gene Ontology annotation, biological process: L-glutamate catabolic process. The transcript is spliced from 10 exons. NCBI's taxonomy places the organism in Eukaryota, Metazoa, Chordata, Actinopteri, Scombriformes, Scombridae. Gene Ontology annotation, cellular component: mitochondrion. The record is from RefSeq and is a predicted model, not a curated record.
GACACGGAGCUGGAGAAAAUCACCCGCAGGUUCACCAUCGAGCUCGCCAAGAAAGGCUUCAUUGGGCCCGGUAUCGAUGUUCCUGCUCCGGAUAUGAGCACCGGAGAGAGGGAGAUGUCCUGGAUCGCUGACACCUUCGCCACCACCAUGGGACACUACGACAUCAACGCUCACGCCUGCGUCACUGGGAAGCCCAUCAGCCAGGGAGGAAUCCACGGUCGCAUCUCCGCCACAGGCCGAGGGGUUUUCCACGGCAUCGAGAACUUCAUCAACGAGGCGUCCUACAUGAGCCAGCUGGGGAUGAGUCCUGGCUUCCAGGACAAGACCUUCGUCAUCCAGGGUUUUGGUAACGUGGGUCUUCACUCCAUGAGAUACCUUCAUCGCUUUGGAGCAAAGUGUGUCGGAGUUGGAGAAAUGGACGGAAGCAUCUGGAACCCCAACGGCAUCGACCCAAAGGAGCUGGAGGACUACAAACUGGCCAACGGGACCAUCGUGGGCUUCCCGAACUCGACGCCGUAUGAAGGAAGCAUCCUGGAGGCCGACUGUGACAUCCUGAUACCUGCCGCCAGCGAGAAGCAGCUGACCAAGAGCAACGCACACAAGAUCAAGGCCAAGAUCAUCGCGGAGGGAGCGAACGGGCCGACCACGCCUGAGGCCGACCGCAUCUUCCUGGAGAGAAACAUCAUGGUGAUCCCGGACAUGUAUCUGAACGCCGGCGGGGUCACCGUCUCCUACUUCGAGUGGCUGAAGAAUCUCAAUCACGUCAGUUACGGUCGACUGACCUUCAAGUACGAGAGAGACUCGAACUACCACCUGCUCAUGUCGGUUCAGGAGAGUUUAGAGAGGAAGUUUGGAAAACAUGGCGGCUCAAUUCCUGUCGUCCCAACCUCUGAGUUCCAGGCCAGGAUCUCUGGAGCAUCUGAGAAGGACAUCGUUCACUCAGGUCUGGCGUUCACCAUGGAGCGCUCAGCCAGGCAAAUCAUGCGAACAGCCAACAAGUACAACCUGGGUCUGGACCUGCGGACGGCGGCGUACGUCAACGCCAUCGAGAAGGUGUUCAAGGUUUACAGCGAGGCCGGCCUCAUCUUCACUUAGAGACCCUGCAUACACCUGUCUGUCUCUCACCUGUCUGUCUCUCUCCUGUCUGUCUCUCACCUGUCUGUCUCUCACCUGUCUGUCUCUCA